Penicillium manginii is the source of this 2382-nucleotide messenger RNA. RefSeq lists its product as uncharacterized. The transcript has 2 exons. NCBI's taxonomy places the organism in Eukaryota, Fungi, Ascomycota, Eurotiomycetes, Eurotiales, Aspergillaceae. The coding region runs from base 1 to 2382 and encodes 793 amino acids. Gene Ontology annotation, biological process: tricarboxylic acid cycle. Gene Ontology annotation, molecular function: aconitate hydratase activity; 4 iron, 4 sulfur cluster binding. The record is from RefSeq and is a predicted model, not a curated record. Gene Ontology annotation, cellular component: mitochondrion; cytosol.
AUGUCGCAAACUUUAUCGCGCAUUGCGCAGAGACCACGGAGACUACAGACAUGUUCGCUUUUACAACCGCGAAGGCUUGCAACUUCUAGCACGUCUCCGUCUAAGAUCCUCGGUGUCGACUACAACAAACAACUCGCGGUCCUCGAUACCCUGAAGAAGCAAUCAGAACGUCCGUUGACAUUGACCGAGAAGCUAUUAUAUAGCCACUUGAUCAUGGAUGGAGGCCGUGAGUGGGAUCUGGAAAAGAUAGAUCGUGGAAAGACUAUACUCGAGCUGCGACCGGAUCGCAUUGCUUGUCACGAUGCCACUGCUACUAUGGCUCUGCUUCAAUUCAUCAGCGCCGGUCUUCCGCGUGUGAGAACCCCAACGACAGUGCACAGCGACCACCUUAUUAUUUCCGAGAAGGGCGCGACAGAGGAUCUACAACGAGCUUCUUCAGAACAUGCAGAGGUGUACGACUUUCUCAGCAGCGCGUCAAGAAAAUACGGUAUUGGGUUUUGGAAACCUGGGUCUGGCAUCAUUCACACUGUGAUUUUUGAGAACUACGGCAUGCCUGGUGGAUUGAUCAUCGGAACUGAUUCGCACACACCGAAUGCUGGAGGACUAGGAAUGCUUGGUAUUGGAGUGGGAGGCGCCGAUGCCGUCGAUGCUAUGUCCGGAAUGCCUUGGGAACUUGUUGCUCCCAAGGUUAUUGGUGUCAAUUUAACAGGCCAGCUCCAAGGAUGGGCGUCAACCAAGGAUAUUAUUUGCAAGAUAGCCGGCAUUCUCACAGUUUCUGGCGGAAAGGGGUCGGUGAUUGAGUUCUUCGGACCCGGUACUCAAACACUAGGAGCAACCGCAAUGGCUACUAUCUGCAACAUGUCGGCAGAGAUUGGUUCUACAUCUUGCAUCUUCCCUCAUUCACCUUCAAUGGACCGCUACCUGGCAGCUACCAAGCGCGACUACGUGGCACAGGCUGCCAACAACGUCCGGGACGUCCUCCUCACAGCCGAUGAAGGAUCUCAACAAUACUAUGAUCGCAUCAUUGAUAUCGAUCUCUCUACCCUGGAACCGCACAUUAAUGGCCCUUUCACACCCGACCUGGCCCAUCCACUAUCACAACUCAAAAAUUCCAUCGCCGAAGAGGACUGGCCAAUUGACUUGAGCCAUGCUAUGGUUGGCAGCUGCACAAAUAGUUCUUACGAAGAUCUCGAUAAAUGCAGACAGCUUAUCCGGCAAGCGAAGGCAGCUGGUACUUCCAAGUUCAAGGUUCCAUUCCUGUUGACACCGGGAAGUGAGCAGAUUCGCGCAACAGCCGAAGCUGAUGGUAUCCUGAAUGAAUUGAGGGAAGCCGGUGCUGUCGUGCUGAGUAGCUCGUGUGGACCGUGUGUUGGAUCAUGGGACCGCAAAGAUGUGGACGUCAAGGGCAAAGAGAAGAACUCCGUCAUUUCGAGUUAUAACCGCAAUUUCAUCGGCCGACAUGACAGCAACCCUGCGACCCAUUCAUUCGUGACCUCGCCAGAAAUGGUCACAGCCUUCGCUUACUCCGGUCGACUUGAUUUCAACCCAAUUACUGACGAAAUCAUUGGAUCCAAGUCGUCGUUCAAACUCGAGGCCCCAAAUGCCGAGGAGCUGCCGCGGCGCUUCGAGUCCGGCCUGGAAACUUUCCAAGAACCGCCCGCUGAUGGGUCCUCUUUUUCGGUUUCCGUUGAUCCCAAAUCGGAUCGUUUACAGCUGUUGAAGCCAUUCGAUAAGUGGCAGCCCGGUAGUACCAAAGACAUGGAGGUUCUUAUCAAAGUCUCUGGAAAAUGCACUACGGACCACAUAUCACCUGCAGGGCCAUGGUACAAAUAUCGCGGUCAUCUCGAGAAUAUCAGCAACAACAUGCUUACCACGGCAACAAAUGCCUUCCUCCCUGAUGAUCCGCAACUACUUGGACACACCAGAAAUCCUCUGACAGAGGAUAUAGACGUUGUACCAGAAGUCGCCCGUCACAUGCAGAAACAGGGCGUACGCUGGUGCAUCAUCGGAGAUAACAACUACGGCGAAGGCAGUUCUCGUGAACACGCAGCGCUUGAGCCACGCUUUUUGGGAGGAACGGCGAUUAUCGCACGCUCUUUUGCUCGUAUCCAUGAGACGAAUCUGAAGAAGCAGGGCAUGCUCCCCCUUACGUUCGAUGACCUUGCGGACUACGAUCGCAUCGCGGACGGAGAUCGAAUCUCCUUAAUUGGAGUUGAAGAGGGUGAGCUCCAGCCCGGCAAGUGCGUCACGAUGAGGGUAGCCAGCAAGGAUGGCUCGACCUGGGAGACUCAGCUCAACCACAGCUUUCACCAAGGUCAGCUUGCUUGGUUGCGGGCCGGUAGCGCUCUGAAUUAUAUAAAGACCAAGACAAUUGGCAGGUAG